AUGUCUCAUCUAUACAGCAGCCGUUGGAAUCCUAGAUACCAAGAACCUGAGAUUCCCAGCGCCGACGAACUUGCUGACGCGCUCGAAAGAAACGAGGAGGAAAGAGGUGAUCUAGUGAGAGAGAUUCUUUAUCUGCUCGACAGGACCAACUCCCCCGAAGCAUGUCAAAUCUUCAGAGCAGACGGCACUCCAAACUCCCAGAUGCUAUACCUCAAGCGUCAGGUCAUGUUCAAAUUCAACCGACUUCUCGAUAGCUGGAACCUAUAUAUGGACCUUACCGACAUCAACAUAAGCAGCAUGAUACUUUCCAAUGAAUUGGGUGUCGAGGACGCUUCUCAGCAAAGACAUCUGCACGAGCUGUAUGCUGACAAACUUCGAGAUAUAUAUGUUGAGGCGAAGCGCGAGUGGACCAAGGAGUUUCGCAGCCAUUUGACCCUUGUCACGCUGUGGCGCACGCUGUUGAGUCGCUCCGCUGGUAUCGCUUAA
Aureobasidium namibiae CBS 147.97 is the source of this 486-nucleotide messenger RNA. RefSeq lists its product as uncharacterized. Bases 1 to 486 code for a protein of 161 amino acids. The record is from RefSeq and is a predicted model, not a curated record. The transcript has a single exon. Lineage: Eukaryota; Fungi; Ascomycota; Dothideomycetes; Dothideales; Saccotheciaceae.